UACAAGGGAUGUUCCAACUCCUUUCUGUUAAAGUUGAAAGGUCAUCGUUUCAUUUCCGCAAGCCAGAGGCAAUCAUGACAACGCUGAGAGCUUUUACAUGCGACGAUCUCUUUAUAUUUAAUAACAUCAAUCUGGAUCCGCUCACAGAAACAUAUGGGAUCCCUUUUUACUUGCAGUAUCUCGCUCACUGGCCUGAGUACUUUAUUGUAGCAGAGGCACCAGGGGGAGAACUAAUGGGAUACAUAAUGGGUAAAGCUGAAGGAUCAGUGGCCCGUGAAGAAUGGCACGGGCAUGUCACAGCUCUCUCUGUAGCUCCCGAGUUCAGACGGCUUGGUCUGGCAGCUAAACUCAUGGAACUGCUGGAAGAGAUCUCAGAAAGGAAAGGAGGUUUUUUUGUGGAUCUUUUUGUGCGAGUUUCCAAUCAGGUAGCAGUGAACAUGUAUAAGCAGCUGGGAUACAGCGUGUACAGGACAGUGAUGGAGUACUAUUCAGCCAGCAACGGGGAGCCUGAUGAAGAUGCCUAUGAUAUGAGGAAAGCCCUAUCCAGGGACACGGAGAAGAAGUCGAUUAUACCGCUGCCGCACCCUGUGAGACCAGAAGACAUUGAUUAACUAUAGGCUGUGGUUCCCAGGCAGUCCAGUCCACAUUCGCAUGUCCCUGGAGCAGAUCAAUAAGUAGUGAUUAAAACACAACCAAUCAAGUUCAGUCGAUCUACCAAAGAAUGUGGUAGUUUUUAUGAAGUAAAGUUCAGAGAAGUCUAGCUCUUUGUACUGCUCUUUGUAGAAUCUGUGACUCAUCAUCUGUGCAGUGUUGCAGUAGCUUCAUAUUAGGCAAGUCUAAAAGGUUAGAACAAUAUAGACCAUCACUGUGAACUGCUUGAGCAUGUUUUAUAAAAGACAUCUAUUUAGGAUUGCUGUAGCAGUGGUGAAGACUACAUAUACUGUGGUUUGUGAUACUGUCAGAGAACUAUGGUUUUACUGUUGGGGGGCUAUUUAUUGUGCUUUUGUACAAAGAUUUCAAAUAUACUUUUUUUGACUUGUCCUAUGUAAAUCAGGUUUUGAUUAAAAAAAGAAAAUCUGUUUUGUACUA
Acipenser ruthenus (sterlet) is the source of this 1089-nucleotide messenger RNA. RefSeq names its product N-alpha-acetyltransferase 20-like. The transcript is spliced from 6 exons. Gene Ontology annotation, molecular function: protein-N-terminal amino-acid acetyltransferase activity. Bases 9 to 611 code for a protein of 200 amino acids. Gene Ontology annotation, biological process: N-terminal peptidyl-methionine acetylation. Gene Ontology annotation, cellular component: NatB complex. The record is from RefSeq and is a predicted model, not a curated record. NCBI's taxonomy places the organism in Eukaryota, Metazoa, Chordata, Actinopteri, Acipenseriformes, Acipenseridae.